AUGACAGACCCUGCCAUGAAGAGGGUGGUCAGUGAGAUCGUCCGCUCUCCAGAGGACAAACGGGUCUACAGGGGUCUAGAGUUCACCAAUGGCCUGAAGGCCGUGCUCAUCAGUGACCCCACCACAGACAAGUCCUCAGCAGGGCUGGACGUCAACAUAGGUUCUUUGUCGGACCCAGGGAACAUAUCAGGCAUUGCCCACUUCUGCGAACACAUGCUGUUCUUGGGCACAGAGAAGUACCCCAAGGAGAAUGAGUACAGCCAGUUUCUCAGUGAGCAUGCUGGCAGCUCCAAUGCCUUCACCAGCGGAGAGCACACCAACUACUACUUUGACGUAUCCCACGAGCACCUGGAGGGAGCACUGGACAGGUUUGCUCAGUUCUUCCUGUGCCCGUUGUUUGACGAGAGCUGUAAGGACCGUGAGGUGAACGCUGUGGACUCCGAGCAUGAGAAGAACCUGAUGAAUGAUGCCUGGAGACUGUUCCAGCUGGAGAAGGCCACUGGCAACCCCAACCACCCGUUCAGCAAAUUUGGGACCGGUAACAAGUUGACUCUGGAGACCAGGCCAUCCAAGGAUGGGAUCAACAUUCGCCAGGAGCUCCUGAAGUUCCAUUCCACCUACUACUCCUCCAACCUCAUGGGACUGUGUGUGCUGGGAAGAGAGUCAUUAGAUGAGCUCACCACCAUGGUGGUCAAGCUGUUUGGCGAAGUGGAGAACAAGAAUGUGCCUAUCCCCGAGUUCCCCAACCACCCCUUCCAGGAGGAGCACCUCAGGCAAUUCUACAAAGUGGUGCCUAUCAAGGACAUUAGGAACCUGUAUGUGACGUUCCCUAUCCCAGACCUGCAGAAGUACUACAAGUCCAACCCAGGCCACUACCUGGGCCACCUGAUAGGCCACGAGGGCCCAGGGAGCCUGCUGUCUGAGCUCAAAUCCAAAGGCUGGGUAAACACGCUGGUCGGAGGCCAGAAAGAGGGAGCUAAAGGCUUCAUGUUCUUCAUCAUCAAUGUGGACCUGACAGAGGAGGGACUCUUGCACGUGGAUGACAUCAUCUUCCACAUGUUCCAGUACAUCCAGAAGCUGCGCAUGAAGGGGCCUCAGGAGUGGGUCUUCAUGGAGUGCAAGGACCUAAACACAGUGGCCUUCAGGUUCAAGGACAAGGAGCGGCCCCGUGGCUACACCUCCAAAGUGUCUGGAUUACUGCACUACUACCCUCUGGAGGAGAUCCUAGCAGCAGAGUACCUACUGGAGGACUUCAGGCCAGACCUGAUAGAGAUGGUGCUGGACAAGCUGAGGCCAGAAUACGUCAGAGUCGCAGUUGUCUCAAAGUCGUUUGAAGGGCAGACCGACAAGACUGAGGAAUGGUAUGGGACCCACUACAAACAGGAGCCCAUCUCUGAGCAAGUCAUCAAGAAAUGGGGAAACGCUGACCUCAAUGGCAAGUUCAAGCUGCCCAUGAAGAACGAGUUCAUUCCCACCAGCUUUGAGAUCUACCCUCUGGAGAAGGACUCUCCCUCCGCCCCCACUCUAAUCAAGGACACCGCUAUGAGCAAGGUGUGGUUCAAGCAGGAUGACAAGUUUUUCCUACCAAAGGCAUGCCUGAACUUUGAGUUCUUCAGCCCGUUUGCUUAUGUGGACCCAAUACAUUGUAACAUGGCCUAUUUGUACCUGGAGCUCCUCAAGGACUCCCUCAACGAGUAUGCAUAUGCAGCCGAGCUCGCCGGCUUGAGCUAUGACCUCCAAAAUACCAUCUAUGGGAUGUAUCUCUCAGUGAAGGGCUACAAUGACAAGCAGCACAUCCUGCUGAAGAAGAUCAUUGAAAAGAUGGCCGCGUUUGAGAUUGAUGAGAAACGCUUUGACAUCAUCAAGGAAGCGUAUAUGAGGUCACUGAACAACUUCAGGGCGGAGCAACCCCAUCAGCAUGCCAUGUACUACCUACGUCUGCUGAUGACAGAGGUGGCCUGGACCAAAGACGAGCUCAAGGAGGCUCUGGACGAUGUCACUCUCCCCCGCCUCAAGGCCUUCAUACCUCAACUAUUGUCACGGUUACACAUCGAGACCCUUCUCCAUGGCAACAUCACCAAGGAGUCUGCUCUAGACAUGAUGCAGAUGGUCGAGGACACACUUAUGAAUCAAGCCCACACCAAGCCCCUCCUACCAAGCCAGUUGAUUCGCUACAGGGAGGUGCAGGUGCCAGAUGGUGGCUGGUAUGUGUACCAGCAGAGGAAUGAGGUGCACAACAACUGUGGCAUAGAGAUCUACUACCAGACAGACAUGCAGACAACCCACGACAACAUGCUGCUGGAGCUCUUCUGCCAGAUCAUCUCUGAGCCUUGCUUCAACACACUGCGCACCAAGGAACAGUUGGGGUACAUAGUGUUUAGCGGUCCGCGGCGCGCUAACGGGGUCCAGGGCCUGCGCUUCAUCAUCCAGUCGGAGAAGGCCCCCCACUACCUGGAGAGCCGGGUGGAGGCGUUCCUAAAAGCCAUGGAGAUGUCUGUGGAGGAAAUGAACGACGAGGCCUUCCAGAAACACAUCCAGGCCCUGGCCAUCCGCCGCCUGGACAAGCCCAAGAAGCUGGCUGCCGAGUGCGCCAAGUACUGGGGGGAGAUCAUCUCUCAGCAGUACAACUUCGACAGAGAUAACAUUGAAGUGGCCUAUCUGAAGACGUUGACGAAAGAAAACGUCAUGCAGUUCUACCGGGAUCUGUUGGCUGUGGAUGCACCCAAGAGGCACAAGGUGUCUGUGCAUGUCCUGUCUAGGGAGAUGGACUCCUGCCCAGUCGUGGGAGAGUUCCCUGCCCAGAAUGACGUCAACCUGGUCCCUGCCCCCUCCUUGCCACAGCCUACGUUGGUGCAGGACAUGACCGAGUUCAAGAGGAGCCUUCCCCUCUUUCCCCUGGCCAAGCCCCACAUCAACUUCAUGGCUGCCAAACUGUGAGGACCGGGCAGUCCUGCCCCCAGAGCAGCAUGGGAGCACUGUGGUGGGGGGUGCCCUGCUCUGUCCCUCUGUCCCUCUACCCCCCCCCCCCCCCCGAGGCGACAGGAGAACACACUCAUCUGACUAAGCCUGCAUGUGUGUAUGUUUGUGUAUCUGUGUGUGUGGUAGUAGAGGUACUUGGAAAUGUGUUUGAUUCCCACAACUUGGCUGUGGAUCUCAUCAUAGCUCUGUGUAAAAGUGGAGGUCGCACAGUUUUAGUCUCAUGGAAAACCCCACCAACACGCAUUCCCAACAAUGUAUAGAAUGUUGAAGCAGGGCUCCUAUUAUAGAGGAAUAGUAAUAAAUUAAAGAACCACAAGGCCGGGAACCCUGUAAACCAGUACAAGUACCCCUUGACACGUUAUAAUUGUUUUUAGUUGAUUUAGCCACAAGGACAUGCUGCUGUGGUGAGAGUAAACUGUUGGUUAAUGAUUAUGUGAAGCUUUUGAGGUUAGCUCUGCAAAGGGUGCACAUAAUAUCCUUUUAUACACGCCAGACACGUACUUCUUUCUCUCUUAUGUACUUGUGUGACUCAUCAAGGCACAGUGACAACUCCCUGAAUUGUUAUCACGAAGACUGUGUUUAAGUAAGAUGAAUGUGCAACACACUAUUUUGGACACCAUUUCAGUUGAUCAGCCUUAUGGAAACGAUUCUGUUUUAAUCCAUGAUGUACAGGUUUUGAGAUCUGACUCUAUUUAUUUUUUAAACUGGUAAAAUGUCAGGGCCCAUUUGGUGGAGAGGUGUCCAUGAAGCUUUUCUUUUGAACUAGUGUUCUGUAGGGUUGUAUUAUCCAAGCGUCAUCUCAGGGUCCCUCUAAUAUUUUGCUUUUUGCUUUUAUUUGAGAUUGAAGAAAAAUAAACAUAUUUAAAUGUCUGUCA
Salvelinus namaycush (lake trout) is the source of this 3854-nucleotide messenger RNA. RefSeq names its product insulin-degrading enzyme. NCBI's taxonomy places the organism in Eukaryota, Metazoa, Chordata, Actinopteri, Salmoniformes, Salmonidae. Gene Ontology annotation, cellular component: peroxisomal matrix; cytosol; mitochondrion. Bases 1 to 2937 code for a protein of 978 amino acids. Gene Ontology annotation, molecular function: metalloendopeptidase activity; metal ion binding. Gene Ontology annotation, biological process: peptide catabolic process. The record is from RefSeq and is a predicted model, not a curated record. The transcript has 24 exons.